GCUUAGGAGUUUCACGUAAGCACUUUGAUAUGUAUUUGUUCGAUAAAUUCACCACUCAAAAGCGGCAACCACCUAAAAAACACUUCGAGGAAAGUGCUGCUUUAAGCUUUAAAGCAUAUACAUUAGGUCAUUAUUGUGAGUUACAUAUUAUCAUAAGAUGCACUGAGGGCAUUUCUUCAUCAUCUCUUAAUGAAAAGUGUUUAUUUUGGCAUGAAAAUGUUUUCAUAAAAUGA
This is a messenger RNA of Trichobilharzia regenti, 233 nucleotides long. The record is from the annotation of a GenBank genome assembly. NCBI's taxonomy places the organism in Eukaryota, Metazoa, Platyhelminthes, Trematoda, Strigeidida, Schistosomatidae.